Seminavis robusta is the source of this 777-nucleotide messenger RNA. NCBI's taxonomy places the organism in Eukaryota, Bacillariophyta, Bacillariophyceae, Naviculales, Naviculaceae. The record is from the annotation of a GenBank genome assembly.
AUGUUCUCCCUCCACGCCACGGUUGCUCAGAUAAUCAGUCAGAACAAUGACGCUGUGUGUUUGCUCAGGAUGAAAGACUAUGGCAGAGCCACCACUCUGUUUUCUUCUUGUGUCCAUGCUCUCAAUGUUCUGGUUGCCUGCAGUGAAGAUCCUAACAAUGGCGACAUGUUCCUGCCAGACUACCAAUUCUUCUACUGUCCUCUGCCAGCCGCUGCUCGUGUAUCUGCCAGAAGCGAAGAAGAUUUGAAGGGCGCUUCACACUUUGUCUUUGAAGCGCCCAUUUGGAUUGCCGAAGGUCCGGAUCGCACCAAGACUGAUACAGCUACAUCUACAGCUACAUCUACUACUCAAAUCCUGAACCGCCUCUCCUUUGGAAUUGUGUACAAUGCAGGAUUGGCGUUUCACAUUGGUGCUCUGCUUCAUCGAGAAGUCGAGCCAUUGGACCAUACCGUGUUCCGGAAGAGUCUGCACAAGGCACUGCAGUUUUAUCACGGUGCCUUUGUCUUGGGACACAACAGCUCCUCCUCAUCCGCACCCAUUAGUGCCCCUGGGUCCAUGGAAGCACUGUCCAUUGUCAACAAUCAGGCACACAUCUAUCAUCUCCUGGGACACUACACAGGGGCACAACAGUGUCAGGAAAUUCUCAUGAGUCACAUCAUGUAUGCCGCGGGCAACAGCAGCAGUUACGAUGAUGGGAGUCGGGAACGAAUGGCCCUAUACAUUGAUCUCUUUCUACACACUGCCACAUACUCUACCCGUUCUGCGGCAGCCGCAUAG